Molecule: messenger RNA, 3738 nt
Organism: Cololabis saira (Pacific saury)
Lineage: Eukaryota; Metazoa; Chordata; Actinopteri; Beloniformes; Belonidae
Gene: lyn
Product: LYN proto-oncogene, Src family tyrosine kinase
Exons: 13
Coding region: 167-1693 (508 amino acids)
Biological process (GO): innate immune response; protein phosphorylation; cell surface receptor protein tyrosine kinase signaling pathway
Cellular component (GO): extrinsic component of cytoplasmic side of plasma membrane
Molecular function (GO): ATP binding; signaling receptor binding; non-membrane spanning protein tyrosine kinase activity
Source: RefSeq, a predicted model, not a curated record
AGCAAAAUCCCCGUCCAGAUCCUCCAAGUUCCUCAUUCUGGCGGGCGUGCGGGCCAUAGUCAGGCCGAUGAGUCCGUGCUGUCUGUUUGUGAACAUAUCUGAGGACCAGGGGACUGUUUCUACACUGGAUUAACUGAUCACUGGGUUCUACAGCCAGAGAGACAAGAUGGGCUGUCAGAAGUCCAAGCUGAGCGGAAGCCUGAGCAGUGGUGUGGAGGGGAAAGUCAACCCGCAGACUGUACGUACCGACCAAACCCAUUAUGUCAGAGACCCCACCUCCAAUACAAAACACAACAUAAAUAGCAACCUGUUACCUGGUCAGGUGUUCCAAAAGAUGGAGGAGCAAAGUAAAAUAGUUAUCACCCUCUACCCAUAUCAAGCCACGCAUCCUGAUGACUUGGGAUUCAGGAAAGGAGAAAAGAUGAUGAUCUUGGAGGAACAUGGUGAUUGGUGGAAAGCAAAGUCCCUGGAAACCGACAAAGAAGGAUUCAUCCCAUCCAAUUACGUCGCUCAAGUUGACACCAUGGAAACAGAGGAGUGGUUUUUCAAAGACAUCACGAGGAAGGAUGCAGAGCGGCAGCUGUUAGCUCCGGCUAACAAAGCAGGCUCUUUUCUAAUCAGAGAAAGUGAAACAUCAAAAGGAAGUUUCUCGUUGUCAAUCAGAGAUCUGGACGCCAAAGGCUUUGAGUUGGUGAAACAUUAUAAGAUACGGAUGCUGGACAAUGGCGGCUGCUACGUCUCCCCUAAAAUCUCCUUUAACGACAUCGGCGCCAUGAUCAAACACUACCACAACAAAGCAGACGGUCUGUGUCGUAAACUGGACCGCCCAUGCGUUAAACCAAAAGCUCAGAAGCCAUGGGAUAAAGAUGCCUGGGAGAUUUCCAAAAACUCCAUUAAGAUGGUGAAGAAGCUGGGGGCGGGACAGUUCGGUGAAGUUUGGAUGGCGUACUACAACAACGCCACCAAGGUGGCAGUGAAGACCCUGAAGCCUGGCACCAUGACGGUGCAGGCCUUCUUGGAGGAGGCCAACGUCAUGAAGACGCUGCAGCACGAGAGGCUGGUGCGCCUGUACGCCGUCGUCACCAAGACAGACCCCAUCUACAUCAUCACUGAAUACAUGGCCAAUGGGAGUCUUUUGGACUUCUUAAAGACUGACAUGGGAUGCGAUCAGCAAAUACCCAAGCUCAUUGAUUUCUCUGCACAGAUAGCAGAGGGCAUGGCAUACAUAGAGAGGAAGAAUUACAUCCACAGGGAUCUGAGGGCCGCUAACGUCCUGGUGUCCGAGAGUCUGCUGUGCAAAAUAGCUGACUUUGGUUUGGCAAGAGUCAUAGAGGAUGACGAGUACUCCGCCAGAGAGGGAGCCAAAUUCCCCAUCAAGUGGACCGCCCCAGAGGCCAUCAACUACGGCAUCUUCACCAUUAAAUCAGACAUGUGGUCGUUUGGCGUUCUGCUCUAUGAGAUCAUCACCUACGGGAAGAUUCCUUAUCCAGGUAUGACUAAAGGAGAGGUGAUGAGCUCCAUCCAGCAUGGCUACAGGAUGCCGCGGCCUGACAGCUGUCCCCUUGAGCUUUAUGAUGUCAUGAUGUCCUGCUGGAAAGACAAGCCUGAGGACAGGCCCACCUUCGAGUACCUGCAGAGCGUCCUGGAUGACUUCUGCACGGCCACAGAGGGCCAGUACGAGCACCAGCCGUAGCCACAACAUCACACAGACUUUUAACACACAAAGACUUGACACGCUCACUCCACAUUUCCCUGAAGGUACUUGUUGUGUUUUAUAUUUCAUGCACAUGUUGUGUGUGCUACAGUACACUGUAAUUUCAUUUGCUGUUCAGAAAAAAAAUAGUAAUUUUAAGUUUCUGUCAUAUUUUAUUAUUGCCACUUAAAGGGGACAUAUUUUUAGGGCUCUGGAGAGACUGAACUUUUUUACUUCAUCCCAUGUUUUGGGUAUUUUGACCAAAACAUGUCACAGAUGUUUUUUUAAGAUCUCAGGACGUAAAUAAUAAAUGUAAUAAUAUGUCUCCUUUAAAGUGUUGUUUGUGAAUGUGAAAACUGUUGUGUUCAUGCAUAUUCUGAGGUACGCAGGAGAUGAAUUAUGCACAAAAAAAAAAUCAAAUGAAACUUUAUUUUUCAAUCAUUUGACACUAGAUCCUUGUAGAUAAGGCUUUUUAAUAUUUGUACAGUCAAGGUUAAGCUUAGUUAGAUGUUGUUAUGUCAAAAUGACCUUCGCACUCAGUGUGAGUGUGCAUGGUUGUUUGUUCUCUGCGUGUUCUUGUGAUGGAUUGCAGUCCCGUCCUGAAGGAUCCAUCAGCCUCGCCCAGUGUCGGCUGAGUUAGGCUGCAGCCCCAGAAAUAUAUGUAUAAUAGAAUGAAUGAAUGAAUGAAUGAAUGAAUGAAUGAAUGAAUGAAUGAAUGAAUGAAUGAACAGAGUAUUUGAUGCGUUUAAUUGUUUGUGGAACUGACUGAACUAACAGUAAAGAGUAUACAAUGGUAGGAGAGGAUCUCUGAUCCAUCCAUCCAUCCAUCCAUCCAUCCAUCCAUCCAUCCAUCCAUCCAUCCAUCCAUCCAUCCAUCCAUCCAUCCAUCCAUCCAUCCAUCCAUUCAUCCAUUCAUCCAUCCAUCCAUCCAUCCAUACAUCCAUACAUCCAUCCAUACAUCUGGAACCUAUCCCAGCUCGGAUCUCCGAUCAUUUACUGAAAAUUAACAGAUCAGAUUGCUUUGUGUUAUUUAAAUGACUGAGUUCCUCUCUGAUCAUAAAUGUACAUAAAUGUUCAACUUGAAAUGUUAAAUCUUCUGUCUAUAUAUGAUGUCAUAUGCAUUUCCAGAUACCUGAAAUGAAGUGAAAUUAUCUUGUAAUUACCUUGUAUUAUCUUGUAAUUACCUGUUAAACAUUUCACAAGUCAGUGUUUUAUAAUCUGCUUGAAUAAUGAGACCCUCACCUGCUGGUGCUGUAAGUUCUCUCAGUUUUCAUCUUUUGCUUUUCUAUUUCAUCAGCCUGAAGCUUCAGUCACCUCUAAGCUCUAAGUCCACUUCAUAUUGAAGUGCGGUCAUCUUGGUUUUUUUCUUUUGCUCAUUUUACUCUCACGGAUCGAUAUGGAAGCUUUUUUUUGUAUCGUAUUAUCAUUUCAAAUUGUCUUUCACAAUCAAAGCUGACGGCCCUUCGUCAGAUGGCCAGGAUUACCUUACAUCCAGAAGGUAUUUCAUCAUAAUGGACACUUUAUCAUGUGUGUGUUACGUGGAACAAAUACGUGUUUUUCAUUCUAUAAUCAUUUAUGUUUGGUAUAUGAAUGAGAAAAUUUGUGUCAAGCAAAAAGUGAACGCAAUAAAUUUUACACUGUCUUGGAUGACUUAUGUUUACACACACAAUAUUUAUGACAUAAGUGGGAAGGACCAAACCAUCUCUUGGACAUCAGUUUACACCUGUUUCAGCAGCAUCUCUGAGACGUUUCAGAUCUAUGGACAACAGAUCUAUGGAUCUCAUGACAUGAGAACAAGAGACCUUUCUCUGGAAUAAGCUUCCAGAAGACAUCUAAAGAGACCCAAUGCAGAUGUAAGGCACAUUGGUUUCCAGCUGCUCUUUACUCUUGCCUGAUUUAUCAUUAUUAUCAUCAUUAUCAGUUGUUGUGGUGGUAGUAUUAUAGUUAUUAUUAUCAGUAUGUGCAUUAUUCAAUCUUCAUCCUAAAGGAAAUUGAUUUUUAAAAUUUCUAAUGUCUGGUAAUAAAUUAAUGUACUUUCUGCUGAA